AUGGCGGACAAAAAGAAGCCUAACUCUGCAGACGAUCGUGUUGUACAAGAAACAGACAGACAGUUUCUGGAGAGAACAAGCACAGGGACCCUGAUCAGAGAUGUUUUGGAGAAAGUUAUCAGCAACCGACCAGAAGAUCCAAUAGCCUUCCUAGCAGAUUAUUUUGAUUCUCUAGAGGAUGAGACAAAUUUGGUUGCAAAGGCACGACAGAUACUGACAAUGACUCACCACAGUCGACCUGUGUUUGAAACCAAUGUCAGAAUGGCUUACAACCUCUUACAGAAACACAAAGUCUCAAAGAAAGUACACGGUGUAAAUGGGACAGUUUUUACAGAUUUAGUCAAAUCACUAUGCAAAGAUAUUCCUCAAACAGUCCAAAACAAACUAUUAAAGAAGCUAGAGUGUGCUGAACAUGAAUGUAUCAAAUUUAAUGUGUUUAGUUCAGGUGUCUUCACAUGCUGUGUGCUACUUGACUAUGUGAAACUGUCAGAAAUGCUUUUUAAAUCUAUUGACCUUCAGAAGAGUGGAAAAGCAGACAAGGUGUUAAGUGAGACAGUCCUAGAUCAAUUAAGAACAGCUUUGGCUAGUAACAAAUCUGAUGCUAGAAGAGUAGUGGAGUCUGGUUAUAACUUAGGACCUGAUGGGCUAUACUAUGCGCUAGACAAGGCUAUGAAGAGAGGAAAUCACAACCAGGGAGCACAGACACUAGACCAGUUUACGACAGAGGCCUGUGAUGCUUUCCUAACAAAGGUGAAGAAAAUAUGUUGAUGAACGAUGUAUUAUAGAGAAAAUGUAUGGACAUAUACUUCACAGGUGGUACCUAAAACACACAACUUCAACAUGAGAACAAGUCGACGACAAAUUUAUUCAUAAAAAGUUGAGUUUCUGAAAAUCCUUUAGGAGAACUACAAGAUUUUGAGUAUUACCAUUGAUAUUUUUUAUUUAAGUUAUAACCUUGUUAUGUGAAUAGUGUUUCUUUUAAGCACAACUGGCUAGUAAUCUUUUUGUGAUCUUUCUGUGUCAAGAGGUCAUUUGUUGAAGAUUAAAAAAAAUUCAAUGACUGUUCCAAAGAAGGUGACAGUGUUGUCAUGGAAACAUCAGUAUGAUCACACAUGUUGAUCAGAAAUCACAACAAAAUCAAACCUGAAUUUACAUUAUGCAUUCAUAGUCUUCACUCGGACAUACACAUUUUUAAUAUGGAACUCUGUACAUAUACCAUACAUGCCAGUCUGACUUGAUAA
This is a messenger RNA of Ylistrum balloti, 1241 nucleotides long. Its product is annotated as tubulin polyglutamylase complex subunit 1-like. The record is from RefSeq and is a predicted model, not a curated record. The transcript is spliced from 8 exons. Bases 1 to 768 code for a protein of 255 amino acids. Gene Ontology annotation, biological process: protein polyglutamylation. Gene Ontology annotation, molecular function: microtubule binding. NCBI's taxonomy places the organism in Eukaryota, Metazoa, Mollusca, Bivalvia, Pectinida, Pectinidae.